This is a messenger RNA of Baudoinia panamericana UAMH 10762, 1198 nucleotides long. RefSeq lists its product as uncharacterized. The transcript has a single exon. The coding region runs from base 152 to 967 and encodes 271 amino acids. NCBI's taxonomy places the organism in Eukaryota, Fungi, Ascomycota, Dothideomycetes, Mycosphaerellales, Teratosphaeriaceae. The record is from RefSeq and is a predicted model, not a curated record. Gene Ontology annotation, molecular function: oxidoreductase activity.
GUGUGGCCUACGAGUUGGGAGGUAAAGGUGCGAUCAGAGAUGACAUCACGAUCCCGACGCACCUUCGAAUACAAAGAUCUGCUCUUAAAUAUCCAAAGACUCCUUACAUCUACAGACAUAUCCGACCCGCAAAGGUCAAGCAUACGUAGCCAUGGCAGCAACCACAGCCAACAACAUUCUGAUAACUGGGGCCGCGCGUGGCAUUGGCAGAGGCCUGUCGAGACUGCUUCUGGAAAAGGGUCACCGCGUAUUUUUAUUGGAUGUUAACCAAGAUGAACUUGAUCACACAGCGGGCAUUCUCUCUGGAACACACAGAAGGGGAGCAGACUUCGAGGCUACCGUAUGUGAUCUCCGGAAACCAUCUGAUUUGAGGACAGCUGUGGAUGAAGCCCACAAGCUGUUCAAUGGCCACCUUGACGUCCUGAUAAACAACGCCGCAAACACGAACGGCGUAGGAGGCUCUCAUCUUACUGACCUGACUCUGGAGAACUGGAAUGCUUCGAUCGAGACAAACCUAACCGCACCAAUGCUCAUGAGCCAAAGCUGUCUCCCUAUGCUACAGAGAACGUCCGCAAGGCGUACAGGGGGCUGCAUUAUCCACAUGUCCUCAACUCGAGCGUUCAUGAGCGAGCCCAACAACGAGCCGUACUCGGCGACUAAGGCCGGCUUGCUUGGUCUGACGCAAUCCAUGGCUGUAAGCCUUGCGCCACAGGGUGUCAGGGUCAACGCAGUACUUCCUGGCUGGAUCAACGUAACGAAUGAGAGUAAGAAGGCUGAUGAGAGCGGUCAGUCUUGGGAGGAUGGAUUGAGCAAAGACGACCACGAGUGGCACCUCACAGGCCGUGUCGGCAAGGUUGAAGACGUACUAAAAGCGGUAGAGUAUCUUGUUGAUGCUGACUUCGUCUCUGGGGCUGAGCUUGUAGUCGACGGCGGUGUUACUAGAAAGAUGGUGUACCCGGAGGAGUAAACGCACCGCUGCUCCGCGCAACGAGCGACGAUGUCGACAGAGGUCUAAACACCAAAUCUAGCGCACUGGCAACCCUUGGCCCAUAUCACCACUUCGCCAUAGCCUCUACUAUCGCGCUUACAAUAGCGAUCGGCUGCGUUAAGAAUGCCUCGUGGCCACCUGCAACUUCAAUCACCGUCCAGUCAACGCCGGAAUUGUCGAUGAACAUUUGCUGAGCUUCUGGUGGGAAUG